This is a messenger RNA of Cokeromyces recurvatus, 3859 nucleotides long. Its product is annotated as P-loop containing nucleoside triphosphate hydrolase protein. Gene Ontology annotation, molecular function: microfilament motor activity; actin filament binding; ATP binding. Lineage: Eukaryota; Fungi; Mucoromycota; Mucoromycetes; Mucorales; Mucoraceae. Bases 60 to 3776 code for a protein of 1238 amino acids. The transcript has 14 exons. Gene Ontology annotation, cellular component: cytoplasm; myosin complex; actin cytoskeleton. Gene Ontology annotation, biological process: actin filament organization; endocytosis; vesicle transport along actin filament. The record is from RefSeq and is a predicted model, not a curated record.
UUUUUUUCUUCUUCAACUCGUUUUUCUUUUCUUUUUUGUUUGUUCCUUUAUAAUAAAAUAUGGCCAAAAAAAUACUAGGAAAAAAGACGGAAAAGAAAGCUAUUAAAGCUAACCGUCCUGUAAGGGCUGAUUGGAAAGAAGGUGUUAAAAAGAAACAAGUGGGUGUUUCUGAUAUGACACUACUUACAAAAAUUACAAACGAAGCUAUAAAUGAUAACUUGCAAAAAAGAUGGCAAAAUGCCGAGAUCUAUACUUAUAUUGGCCAUGUACUCAUUAGUGUUAAUCCUUUUCGAGAUUUGGGUAUUUAUACAGAUGAUAUAUUAGCUAGUUAUAAAGGGAAAAACUUGUUAGAGAUGCCACCUCAUGUAUUUGCUGUUGCUGAAUCAUCUUAUCAUCACAUGAACAGCUAUAAAGAAAAUCAAUGUAUCAUCAUUAGUGGUGAAUCAGGUGCUGGUAAAACAGAGGCAGCCAAAAGAAUUAUGCAAUAUAUCGCCGCUGUUUCUGGUAAUGGCCAAAAUAGUUCAAUCAAAGAAAUUAAGGAAAUGGUCUUGGCAACCAAUCCUUUAUUGGAAAGUUUUGGUUGUGCAAAAACACUUCGCAAUGAUAACUCUAGUCGACAUGGUAAAUAUUUGGAAAUUCAGUUUAAUAGUCAAGGUGAGCCUGUUGGUGCUGUCAUCACAAAUUAUCUACUUGAAAAAAAUCGUGUAGUGGGUCAAAUUGAUAAUGAACGAAAUUUUCAUAUUUUUUAUCAACUCACAAAGGCUGCUCCUCAGGAAUAUCAACAAUCCUUUGGUAUUCAAGGCCCAGAUAGCUAUUUAUAUACAAGUAAAAGUAACUGCUUGGAUGUAAAUGGUAUUAAUGAUAUCCAGGAUUUUCAAGAAACUUUAAAUGCUAUGAAUAUUAUUGGAUUACAAAAACAUGAACAAGAUGAAAUCUUUAAAAUAUUAGCCGUCAUACUUUGGUUGGGUAAUAUUAUCUUUGUUGAAGACGAUAAUGGUCAUUCCAUGGUCUCAGAUGCUGAUGUCGCGAACUUUAUUGCUUAUUUGAUGGAAGUGGAUGCUGAAAGUCUAACAAAGGCUUUAACCAGUCGUGUCAUGGAAACUCAGAGAGGUGGUAGAAGAGGAAGUAUUUAUGAAGUUCCACUCAAUAUGGUUCAGGCUAUAGCUGUACGUGAUGCUCUUGCAAAGUCAUUAUAUGAAAGACUCUUUGAAUGGAUUGUCAUGCGUGUCAAUAUAUCGCUUCAGUCACGUAGUUCUCAUCAAUAUACUAUGGGUGUUCUUGAUAUUUAUGGUUUUGAGAUCUUUGAAGAAAAUAGUUUUGAGCAAAUGUGUAUCAAUUACGUAAAUGAAAAACUUCAACAAAUCUUUAUUGAAUUAACUUUAAAGGCAGAACAAGAGGAAUACGUACGUGAACAAAUCCAAUGGACUCCCAUCAAGUUUUUUAACAAUAAAGUGGUUUGUGAUUUAAUCGAAGAGAAACGUCCACCCGGUAUCUUUGCUGCUCUUAAUGAUGCCUGUGCUACUGCUCAUGCUGAUUCAAGUGCUGCGGAUAACUCAUUUGUUCAACGUCUUGGCUUCUUAUCUUCCAAUCCUCAUUUUGAAUCUAGAGGAUCCAAAUUUUUAAUUCGACAUUAUGCAGGUGAUGUACUUUAUAAUGUAGAAGGUAUGACCGACAAAAACAAAGACUCUUUAUUGAAGGAUUUAUUGAAUUUGGCAACAAGCUCAACCAAUUCAUUUAUCUCCAAUACUCUCUUCCCUGAAAGAAUGGAUCCUAAUUCUAAAAAGAGACCUCCUACUGCAGGUGAUAAGAUCAAGGCAUCUUGUAAUACUUUAGUCACCAAAUUAAUGCAAUGCCAUCCUAGUUAUAUUCGAACUAUCAAAUCUAAUGAUAAUAGAAGUGCAACAGAAUACGAUGAGAAGCGCGUCUUACAUCAAAUUCAAUACCUUGGUCUAUGUGAGAAUAUACGUGUUCGUCGAGCUGGCUUUGCAUACAGAACAACUUUUGAUAAAUUUGUUGAAAGAUUUUAUCUAUUGUGUCCAACUACGGGUUAUGCUGGUGAAUAUAUCUGGAAUAAAGAUGCAAGGAGUGGGGCCUUGGAAAUACUAAAAUAUAAUAAUAUUCCUACUGAUGAAUGGCAGAUGGGCACAACUAAAGUAUUUAUUCGACAUCCUGAAACCAUUUUUGCACUAGAAAGUCUUCGUGAUAAGUAUUGGCACAAUAUGGCAACUCGUAUUCAGCGUGCUUGGCGUGCUUAUGUACGCUAUAAGAUAGAAUGUGCAAAAAAGAUCCAACGAUUUUGGAGACAAAACAAAUACAAUAUUGGUUAUCUUCAAAUGCGUGAAUAUGGACAUCAAAUUUUAGGUGGCCAAAAGGAGAGAAGACGAUUCUCACUUGUCAGUAUGAGAAGGUUUACUGGAGAUUAUUUGGAUAUAAAAUCUGGAUCUGGAUUAUCAACUAUGAUUAGAAAUGCAAUUAGCUUUAAACCUAAUGAAAAAGUCAUCUUCAGCAUGCGUGGUAGUAUAUUAGUGCCUAGAGCUAUGAGAUCAAGUAUUCCUAGUCCAAGAACUUUUGUUUUGACGAAUCAAAACUUGCAUAUUAUUAUGGCAACCAAGAAUGGGAAAACUUUAUCUAUGAUAGAUGAAAAGAUUCUUAGUCUUAAUAUUAUUAAUGGAAUGAGUGUUUCAACACUCCAAGAUGACUGGGUCGUAUUACAUGUUGAUUCCUUUCCUGAUGGCGAUGUCAUUUUAUCAUGUACCUUCAAGACAGAACUGUUAGCCCACAUAUCUCAACAAACAGGAGGACGUAUUCAAGUUUCUGUUGUACCUCAAAUUCAAUAUAAAAAGAAAGGAGGUAAAUCUGUGACUAUGAAGUUUAUUAAGGAUGAAACUGCAAAAGGGGAUGGGAUUUAUAAAAGCCAUGUUGUUAAAAUUUGUUCAGGUGCUCCUCCUGGAAGUCAAUCUGCACCACCUUGUGCUGUUAAAGCUAGACCUACCAAGUCUACCACAGCCCGAUCUACUCCUCGUAAAAUGAAUACACGGAAUGUACCCACUCCAAAAGCGAAUAUUCAGUCAACACUUGAAAAUAGUGGGCGUGUCAUGCCUACUAAUCAUUCUGCUUCCCUUCCCCCACCCGCGCCCCCACUUCCACCAUCACAAGCUUCUACCAAACCUCAAUACAAAGUCAUUUAUCCCUAUAGUUCACAACAGCCUGGUGAUAUUAUGAUUGAACCAGGAGAUAUUUUAGAAAUCAUUACUAAAGAAGAAACUGGGUGGUGGUUGGCUCGUAAGGAUCAAGUUGAAGGAUGGGUACCUAGUAAUUAUUUAGAGGAAUAUACACCACCUGUACGUACUAUGCUACCACCACCACCUCCUCCUCCUCCCUCAAGAAGGGCUCCUCCUGCUGUACCUAAAACUGAAUCAGCUUCUACUGUACCACAUAGUGCGGCUAUUACUACGAGUGUAUCAAACACAACUACAAAUGGUAUACCAGCCUGGAAACAAGAGUUAAUGGAUGCACGUCAAAACAAAAGUGCUGUGAAUGGAACUCCUGUGCCUGCAGCCAGGAAAGCAGCACCUCCUACACCAGGACCUAAACCUGUAGUACCUAAAAGUAAACCUACUGUUCCUGCAAGGCCCGGAACAGCUCCUACACCUGCUCCUCGUGCCCCUCCUCGUAAUAAUGGCACCUCAUCUAGUGCAGCUGCUUCUUUGGCUGAUGCUCUUCGUGCACGUAGACAACAUGCAGUUCAAGAUGAUGAUGACGAUGAUGAGUGGUAAAAAAAAAAAAAAAGCAUAGCUAUCUCUCCUUUCUUUUAGAAUAUUUAUUUAUUAUAUAAAAAAGACUACUACUACUACUACUA